This is a messenger RNA of Hypomesus transpacificus, 5716 nucleotides long. RefSeq names its product nuclear receptor subfamily 1, group H, member 3 (gene nr1h3). Gene Ontology annotation, molecular function: nuclear receptor activity; zinc ion binding; RNA polymerase II cis-regulatory region sequence-specific DNA binding. Gene Ontology annotation, biological process: cell differentiation; negative regulation of transcription by RNA polymerase II; positive regulation of transcription by RNA polymerase II. The record is from RefSeq and is a predicted model, not a curated record. Bases 654 to 1952 code for a protein of 432 amino acids. Lineage: Eukaryota; Metazoa; Chordata; Actinopteri; Osmeriformes; Osmeridae. The transcript has 12 exons.
UACGAAUCUUUGAUGUAGCAAUGCACGGUGUCAUUUUACUUACAAAUCGCCAGUAGCGAUAACAAGUUGACUUGAUUUAAGUGAGCUUGUAAAGAAAUUCAGCUUUUGAGACCGACCGAUCCCCUAUAUAUGAAGUUAGCCGCAGCCACCCAGCUCAGCUUGCGACUACUUGACCAUUUCCUGCUUGAGUGUCACAUGAUUCGAAGAGCUGCGUUCACUGCUUGCUAAUUGUUAGCAUCGCCUGGAACCACAGCACGGGGACACAGUGAUAGUGAUUGCUCCUCUCUCCCUCCCUUUUAGCUUUCUCUCCUCAAGAUAUUGUUUUGUGUUUUCGUGACAAAAAACACUCACAAAAAAGCCAGGUAUCGUAAUCACUAACGUGUCAAGACAAGCCCACUGAAGGGUCUGACUUGUAUGAAGUUUUGGUCUCACGUGGGCAAGAUGGAAAGAUCAUAAAACUUUUCUAGAGUGGUGCAGAUUAAUUCGUAAUGACAAGCUGCUGUGCAGAAGAUGUCAACACUGUCUGCGACUGAUAUCACAGAUGUUGGUCAUGGUCUCCCAAUCAUUGCGCCUGAAAAGCAUUCCCUACCGUACUUCCCCUCCAUCCUUCACCUGAUGGGCACUAGCCAGGUGAGAGUAAGGUGUUGGAAUGCAUGGGUGACAAGAGCGGCACUAUCGAAGUGAAAAAUGAAAUUGUCCUUUCACUGGAUCUGCCCCCCCCUUCCAAGGUUUCCAGUCCCUCACAGAAUGGGCCCUCGCUGGCUGAGAUGAGCAACCCUCUGCACAUGGAACCCAGUGACAUAAAGUCAGAUCCAGCAGCAGGAGACAUACCUGCAAACACUGAUGGCCAGCCAGUGAAAAGGAAGAAAGGGCCAGCUCCUAAGAUGCUGGGGAACGAAGUGUGCAGUGUCUGUGGGGACAAGGCUUCGGGUUUCCACUACAAUGUGCUAAGCUGUGAGGGCUGCAAGGGCUUCUUCCGCCGCAGUGUCAUCAAGAGCGCCCAGUACUCGUGCAAAAACAACGGCCGCUGUGAGAUGGACAUGUACAUGCGCCGCAAGUGCCAGCAGUGCCGCCUGCACAAGUGCCGUGAAGCAGGCAUGCGAGAGCAGUGCGUACUGUCUGAGGAGCAGAUCCGGCUAAAGAAAAUGAAGAAGCAGCACGAGGACGAGACCGCGCGGCCGUCGGCGGUGGUGACGCCCACCCUGCCGCUGGAGGUGCCCACGCUAGCUCCCGAACAGCUGGAGAUGAUUGAGAAGCUGGUGGCCAUGCAGAAGCAAUGCAACAAGAGGUCCUUCAUUGACCGACCCAAAGUCACACCCUGGCCGCAGAGUCAGGACCCACAGAACAGAGAGGUGCGGCAGCAGCGCUUUGCCCACUUCACAGAGCUAGCCAUCAUGUCGGUCCAGGAGAUAGUUGAUUUCGCUAAGCAGCUUCCAGGUUUCCUUGAGCUAACUCGAGAGGACCAGAUUGCCCUGCUCAAAACCUCAACCAUUGAGAUCAUGCUGCUUGAGACAUCUCGGCGAUACAACCCUGCAAUUGAGAGCAUCACGUUUCUAAAGGAUUUCAGUUAUAACAAGGAGGAUUUUGCCAAAGCAGGGCUUCAGUUUGAGUUCAUUAACCCAAUCUUUGAGUUCUCCAAGGGAAUGAACGACCUGCACCUGGAUGAGGCGGAGUAUGCUCUGCUUAUCGCCAUCAACAUCUUCUCUGCAGAUCGGCCCAAUGUUCAGGAUCAUGACCUAGUGGAACGUCUUCAGCAACCGUAUGUGGAUGCACUGCGCUCUUACAUCAUGAUAAAAAGACCAAACGACCACUUGAUGUUUCCUCGCAUGCUCAUGAAGCUGGUGAGUCUCCGCACUCUCAGCAGUGUCCACUCAGAGCAAGUCUUCGCACUGCGCCUUCAAGACAAGAAACUCCCCCCACUGCUUUCUGAAAUCUGGGAUGUCCAUGAGUGAAACUCCAAUACCGUGGGACAAAUUGAAACAUUUUGGACAUCUUAAGUUGACCUGAAAAUGACAGUGCAUCUCCCAGGCUCCUCAGCUCUCCUUUUUACUCAUUGAGCAAACCCCAGGAACAUUUUGCGAGAUUGGUGGAUUUAGUCCUUUUUAUGUUUUCUAUUUCUGCUUCUUUUGAGGUAUGGCAAGAUGGCAAUGCCCCACUCUCAUACCAACAGGGUGACUGUAAAUUGCUUGAUGGGGAGUGAUUUGAUGGUAGUUCACUUGGUCAUCCUGCCCUGACUCAUUCUUUGUUGAGAGGGGCCUAUAUGUGAGACUGCUGACGAUGGGCCUUCUAUGUGCUAUGACUGGCCCGUGUUAUCUGUGAAUGUCAACCAUUAACAUUUUGUGCAGAUAUGUUCUAUAGCUUGCUUACAAUCCAAUGUAUGAAUGAGGGCCACAAACUACAAACAAGUAAUAUUAUUGCCCGUGUUCCAAAGGAUAGAAAACAGUGGUAUGAAAACUGUUGGAAAGAGAUGUCUUAUUCUUGUGAUGAUUAGUUAAUGGGUAGGUCUUCUGGAUUGUGUUGUGCUUUGUUAUAGACCAGUUAGUGGUUUGCUUUUCAGAGCAGGACAAUAAUUCAGAUUGAUUACAGGUAUAAUUAUGUUUUGAUAUAUAUUGCUCCACGCUCUACUACUUAAGUUCCCUCAAAAAAUUUCAAUGGUCAUAAAUGUCCCAAAACAUUUAUGUUCAUGUACAAACAAUCUUGAAGGACAUAUUUUAGUAAGCCAAUAUUGAAACCUACAAUUAAUUGUACAAUCAACACACUUUUAACGCGCAACAAAGCAAUACUUCUCUGUCAUCACUGAAUAUAUGACUAACAAGAUGAGUCCUCACACACUUGACUGGUUUUGUUUUGUACUUUCAAGCUUUUUAGCUGUGACCAACAGCUCUGGUUGGUCGAUGGGUCAGUCGGUUCUCAAACAUUUCUCCACCCUUUGGUGGCCACAGUUUUUAGGAGGCGAAAACUUUGGAGUGGACGUCAAGUCUGUGUGAAGGUGUGUUAGCGUUCAUGCCAAUUUGCUAAAUGGGGGUAUGGCAGUGGGAGUGGGCUUUCACAAAAAGGCACAAAACUUCCAAAUGGCUUCACAGUUACACAAGUUAUACAAGUUUUUAGGAAAAGGUUGGCUAUGGUCACGCCAAAAGACAUCUGAUUCACUGUUCAUGCCAACUGGUAAACAGGAUGUGCCAGUGGGAGAGGCCUACGACAAAAAGGCACAUAACUUCUGAAUGUAUUCACAUAGCAUGGCCAAUCUUGGUAGAAAGUCACACAUCGACAGACACUAUUUUGCCACAUCCCUUUGUAACUUAUAAACUGUUUGUCGUAGAGCCUUGCAAAAAUUGUCAGUCCUACAUUUUAGCCACACACUGUGGGAGGUAUCCCUGGACUCAGUGGAGUUCCAUUUUCAUUGGCGUGUUAUUCCCCCCUCCCCAAACAUUUUAGCAACUCCCCUUUUCAUAACUCAGAAACCGUUUGUUAUACAGCCUUCUGGGAGGCUUCAUUAGACCCAUUAGAGAGUAGUUAUUAGCUGUGACUAGCAGCUCAAUAGCUCACUCAGCCGGUUGGUCUACAAAAAUUGCAUCCGUGUAUGUGGUUGCAGCAAUUGUGCAAAAUUGUUUUUUUACAAAGAUUUAACAGAACACAACUCAAGAAGGAAUGUUGAGUUGUUUGUUCAGUGGUGUAUCACAUUAAUAUUUUAGGCAACACUUUACAUUAAGGUUACAAUAACUACAUAGAAAAAACCUAUAGUAAGAACACUUUAUUAUGAUUUAGAGGUACAUGUUACACAAGAGGAACAUGGUAUGGGGGAUGAUGGGGUUUCCAGGCGUAAGUGGAUGUUAACAUUGAUCUUGUUUUGGUGACACAACCUUUGUCAACUACCCCUUUACAACAACCACUUAAACCCCUCCCCCAUACUGUGCCACCUUACACUUUGUAAUAACUUGUACGGCUAACACUUCAUACUAUUUUACCAUAUAGCAUUUUCAAUGUACCUACUAUGUUUUUGCUUUUGCUAUGCAUUUAUGUGGUAGUUAAUGUAACCUCAAUUUAAAGUUUUGAUAUUGCUGCUUUUUUAACUCAAUGUCUAAAAAGCAUUCCCAGGGAGAUGUACAUUCCUACAUGUUUUACUUUAGCAGUUAGGCCUAAUGGUUUAGUAAUCUGAAUCUGUUUUCCCCAAGAUCAUUCUAGUCACUUUGGCUUCAAACAUAUUGCUUCUCAUUGAUGCUUAGUCUACUAAAUCCAGAUAAUUCUGUUUUGCAUGGUAUUUUCAUUUUUUAUGUUUAACUACCUGUCAAAGGUGUUGGUAUAUGUAUAAUCAGUUGAAAUAAUUUUGACACCUACCAAUAACCACUACAACAACAAAUCCAUUGAACUAGUCAAGGGUUGCUAUAGUCUCUAUAUCAACCAAAAAAUUGCAAACUCCAGCUGAAUGACAAAUAGGUGUUCACUGGGAUAGUACUACUCAAACUUGCAGUACUCAGUUAUCAACUUUGUGGCUUACAUUUCAUAAAUAUUUCUUUCAAAUCAACUCUUAAUAGUUGUUAUGUUAUUGUAAUUUAUCAAACACAAUAUUAACUAUCCUUAUUAGGAAUGAUGUAUAGUUGUUUUUGAUUGUGGCUCCAUUCUUCACUAUACUUGACUGUAAUCAUUGGAAAUAGUGUGUCAGAGAUUUUUGUUAACCAAACAAGAUUACUAUGGAAUAAACUGCACAGAUAUUAAGUAUAAGUAAUAAGGGGACUCCUAAUACAGCCCUUUGACAUUCUUGUGUGUAAAAAGGGCUUUACAAAUUGAUUUGAUAUAGAACAAUUAGGUGGUGGAAAGGGGCUCAGUGAAUCAAGAACGAUCCAUGCAAAUGUGACAAAGUAUUUACAUAAUAUAUUUCACAGUAUCCUAUUUCCUUACUGUAUUUUAGUUACAGUACAAUGUUUCAAAUGUCUGCAGACCUGACUCCAUGAAUGAUGAUAAAUAAUUUUAUUGUUGGAACCUCAAAGCUCCUUUCUUUCCCUCAGACUAAAAUACGUGUGUACAUGGUAUAUGCACACAUACCGUGAUUUGUACAGUGUUUUAUUCUUUGGAGAGCACAGUGUCCACUUGUCUUGCCUACGGUUCUACUGCCAGCGUAAAUGUACGGUGAAAGAAGGCCAUUGGCCAUGUUAAUAAUUCUUUGAAAUGCAACUUUCCUUUGAUUGAGAAAUCACAGAUCUUACAUUAGCAUUUUGGUAAGUUUUAAAAGACCAUGGUUUCACCAUCAAAUUGGAUCUGCCAUUGCAUUUCUGGAGAAUUCCAAUUGUAUCAGGGAUGUGACUUCAAGAAGGCGCUGAGGCAGGUCAAACAUAUCAGCCUUAAAACCACCAGGCCCCCAGAAAAAGACCAGAAUGGAUGUGGUUUAUUGGUGAAAGAAUAUCUUUAGAACAUUUUAGAUCGUUGGCUACGCUGAUAUGACGUUAUUUCAGAAUUUUACUGGAAAUGAAAAGCAUUUACCACAAGGUAUGUGAUGAAAUUGUGUGGUUCUUCAGUCACAAUUGAUUGUUUGGAACAUGUUACUGUAGUAGAUGGCUAACAAAGUUGAAUGUAAAUAAGUAUAGACUGAAGUGCAAAACGUAAUCAUUCUAGAGUAAAAAUGUAAACAAUGUUGAUAUAGAAAUCCAGACCUAUUUUAAUAUUGUAAUUCCUUAAGACUGUAAAUUCUGCUUUAUGUAUAAAUUAAAAUCUUGACAAAAUA